CUUUGGGCUGGCGUUCCUAUGAAAGCUAGCAGUGUUUCUUGAGCUAACGGCACGCUGAAUCAGGUAACAACACAUCCUUUAUGCAAGCGGGAGGGAGGCGGAGGAAGCGCCGGGGCGGGGUGGACCAGCGAAGCCUGUUCUUGAGAGGACACUCUCACAGCCUUCUCAGUGCGCUCGUGGAGCCAUUAAAGAUCGGUGACACGUACAACACCCGGUACCAGUCCGGUAUUUAUCUGGAAAACAUGGAUGAAAGCUGUGACUGUCAGUGAAGACAAUGAUGUCCCAUUCCUCUCCUCUCCUCCUCCAGUGCCUGUCUGGGAGGUUCUGCUGAGUUCUGGUCAUGGUGCUGAAGGCAGGGAAGGUUCUGGAUCCCAACAGCUGGACCACGCGUGAGCAGGAAGGCCUGAGUCAUAGGUGACGGACUGAUGAUGUAAACACUGACUGGACGACAUCACCGUCUGGUCAAGGAUUUUAUUUGGACCUGAUUUGAUGGCUGGUCCUUGACCUAUGACCUGGAUGUGAAAAUGUGACAGAGGAAUGCACCCACUGGCCAGAGCACUGUGAACACCAUCCUGCUACUGCCUCUCUAUCUGCUUUCUGUCUGCUUAUGUGUUUAACCCUCACACUAGCAUAUUUCAUUGGUGUGUGUGUGUGUGUGUGUGUGUGUGAGUGUGUGAGUGGGUGGAUAUAGAUCUGGUGAAUGCGUGUAUAAGUGACUGUUUGUACAUCCCAAUCGGUCUUGGCAGACGUCUGUGAUACCAUUGGGAGGGUUUAUGUGUGACAUCAUCAUCGGGAUGCUGCGUCGCGGUCUGCUGGCGUGGGGGUGCCGGGUGGGCGUGGUCUUGGCGCUGGUGUGUUGCUCCGUGUCUCUCCUCUACAUCAUCACCUGCAGCCCCCAGUCUGAGCUGGGGGGUCACGCCUUGCCCCGGCUCGGGGUGGGGGGCGGCGCGGCCGGGGCAGGAGGCACUGGGCCGGGCGGGGGGGGCUCCCAGAGUGGCCCCCCAGGGAAGGAGUCUUACCAGGCUCUUCUCCAGGAGAGAGAGGAGCAGCAUCGCCUCCUCAUCAGCAGCCUGAAAAAGCAGAUCACCCAGCUGAAGGAGGCCCUCCAGGAGCGCAGCCAGCAGCUGAAGGGCGUCCAGGAGUCUCUGGAGCAACGGGCUGGGGGCCCGGGGCCGGGAGCCGGAGGAGGGAUCCUGGGGGGGCCAGGGGGGCAAGAGAGAAGCCAGGCGGACCUCCAGGAGUUCCUGCGUAGCCAGCUGGGGCGGGCGGAGGUGCAGGCAGGCAGCAGGUUGCCCAGUGAGUAUGCAGUGGUGCCCUUCGAGAGCUUCACUCUGCAGAAGGUGUACCAGCUGGAGCAGGGUCUGACCCGUCACCCCGAGGAGAAGCCUGUGAGGAGGGACCGGCGGGACGCGCUGGGGGAGGCCCUGGAGACGGCCCUGGCCAGUCUGAACACGCCACCUCAGGGGGGGGCCCCGCCCAGCAAGGUCUACGCCCCUUCAGACUUCAUAGAGGGGAUAGCUCGUACAGAACAAGAUAAGGGGACCCUGUACGAGAUGACGUUUCGUGGCGAGCAGAGCCGAGAGUUCCGGAGGCUGGUCCUGUUCCGCCCGUUCGGCCCGCUUCUGAAAGUGAAGGACGAGGGGGUGGACACCGCCGGCAUCCCUAUCAACAUCAUCGUGCCGCUCUCCCGACGCACCGACAAGUUCAAACAGUUUCUGCACAACUUCAGGGAGGUGUGUGUGAAGCAGGAUGGUCGUGUCCACCUAACUGUAGUCUACUUUGGGAAGGAGCAGAUGAACGAAGUGAAGAGCAUGCUGGAGAAUACCUCGAGGGAGAUCCACUAUCAAAACUACACUCUGCUGCAGCUGGAGGAGGAGUUCUCCAGGGGGCGUGGCCUGGACGUGGGGGCGCGGUCCUGGAAGGGCGGGAACGUCCUGCUCUUCUUCUGUGACGUCGACAUCUACUUCACCACUGACUUCCUGAACACCUGCCGCCUCAACACCCAGCCAGGUAAGAGGGUGUUCUACCCAGUAUUGUUCAGCCAGUACAACCCCUCGCUGAUCUACGGGGGUCGAGAUCACAUCCCCCCUGUGGACCAGCAGUUGGUUAUCAAAAAAGACACAGGAUUCUGGAGAGACUUUGGCUUUGGCAUGACCUGUCAGUAUAGAUCUGACUUCAUCAAUAUAGGUGGGUUUGACCUGGACAUCAAAGGCUGGGGCGGGGAGGACGUCCAUCUGUACAGGAAGUAUCUCCACAGCAACCUGCUGGUGGUGCGCUCACCGUCACGCGGCCUCUUCCACCUGUGGCAUGAGAAGCAGUGUGCGGACGAGCUGGCCCCGGAGCAGUACCGCAUGUGCAUGCAGUCCAAGGCCAUGAACGAGGCGUCGCACGGCCAGCUGGGCAUGCUGCUCUUCAGACAGGAGAUAGAGGCUCACCUCCGCAAGCAGAAACCCAGGGGUGGCUCCAAGAAGACCUGAGGGGGAGAGGGAGCAGGGGAGGGCCUAUUUAGAGGCACUGCAGACUGAACCAGACUGACUGACCCAGGCUGACUGACCCAGGUCUACUCAGACAGACUGCUUCAAUGGCAAAAGAAAGCCACAAAAAGACAUGUGUUGUAUCAAUAAACGUUAAACAUGGGAACGUGAGGAAAGGCCAGAAGAUAUGGGAUUUUCUUUGAUUUGUGAAGUUGGUGCUGUGGAUAACCUGCAGUGAACUAUCACCAUCUAGUGGACAGAUAAGGAACACUGGGAGUCUGAAAGAGCUGAUGGACUGAAUAUGCAAUGAACUCAAAUGUUGUGAAGUCACUUUCCAGCCCUGAACAUGUUAUUUUGUGUUGAACUUUCUGCAAAUAAUAUUAGAAUGUCAUCAGUUAUAUAUAUAGAUAUAUAUUAUCAAACCCUUCCAUCCCACAGUUCAUGGGCAGUGUUACAGAGACCAGUGAGACAGUCACAGUUGAAAAGUUUACUUUGAUAUUUUACUGUUGGACUGAAUUAGCUGCUUUGAAAUUCAACCAGAAGAAUUAUGACGACGACUUCACCCGAAGUCUGAAUGAUUUGAAGAGAAGUCUAAAUAACUUGACGAAAAGUCUGAAUGACUUGGAGCAUUAUUAUCUUUCCCACAAGAUGAAUGAGAGAGCAGUAAGAUGCAAGUGUUCACCUUUAGGUGCGCCUAUCCUAAAAGGAAAGUUGAAGAGAUUGUAUUAUUUCAAAGCCCUUCAUCUUAUUGUUGGUGCUUGGACUGAUGAUAGGGUGUUAAAAGGCCAAAGAUUUUACGAAACAAACAUUUAGCACUUUCAGUGUAUAUUUCAAGUUUGUUAUUGUACAUGAUUGGAUGUUACAUUUCUUGUUACAAUUACAUUGGCUACUUGUUUUCCCCCAUUGUCA
Molecule: messenger RNA, 3383 nt
Organism: Osmerus eperlanus (European smelt)
Lineage: Eukaryota; Metazoa; Chordata; Actinopteri; Osmeriformes; Osmeridae
Gene: csgalnact1a
Product: chondroitin sulfate N-acetylgalactosaminyltransferase 1a
Exons: 9
Coding region: 774-2477 (567 amino acids)
Cellular component (GO): Golgi cisterna membrane
Molecular function (GO): glucuronosyl-N-acetylgalactosaminyl-proteoglycan 4-beta-N-acetylgalactosaminyltransferase activity
Source: RefSeq, a predicted model, not a curated record